Messenger RNA from Hippocampus zosterae (dwarf seahorse), 1872 nucleotides. It is a transcript of the gene cars2, whose product is annotated as cysteinyl-tRNA synthetase 2, mitochondrial. The record is from RefSeq and is a predicted model, not a curated record. NCBI's taxonomy places the organism in Eukaryota, Metazoa, Chordata, Actinopteri, Syngnathiformes, Syngnathidae. Gene Ontology annotation, cellular component: cytoplasm. The coding region runs from base 133 to 1824 and encodes 563 amino acids. The transcript is spliced from 16 exons. Gene Ontology annotation, molecular function: cysteine-tRNA ligase activity; ATP binding. Gene Ontology annotation, biological process: cysteinyl-tRNA aminoacylation.
CAUCCAAUAUGGUGGCUAAGUCAACAUACGGUGUGGUGGUCAAGGCGGUAUCAAUUUAAUAUUGACUCUAGCAGCCGGAUGGAGUCGAUUUGAUAGUCUCGGGUAUUCUCUAAACAUUUCUAAGGUCACAGCAUGUGGAGAAACACAGCCAAGUUCUUUCUACGGCGAACCAAAGGACUCCGCGUAAGAGCAAAAAUUCGUGGAUCAUGCAGCAGAAGCGACAAGAAAUGGGUCACUCCCACGGGAUUUGACACCGGUUUAAAGACUUUCAACAGCCUCACCAAACAGAAAGAGCCUCUGAUUCUUGCUCGAGAGGGAAUCGCCACUUGGUACAGUUGUGGGCCUACCGUGUACGACCACGCCCACUUGGGCCAUGCAUGUUCUUACGUCAGGUUUGAUGUGCUGCAGAGAAUCUUGUCCAGGUUGUUUGGUGUCACGGUCAUCCACGCCAUGGUCAUCACCGACAUUGAUGACAAAAUCAUUCAAAGAGGUUUGCAGGAAAAUGUCUCGCCCAUCAUCAUAGCCAGAAUGUAUGAAGAAGAAUUUAAGAAGGAUAUGAUAUCACUGAAGGUGAUUCCUCCUGCGGUGUAUUUAAGAGUAACUGAAAACGUCCCGCAAAUUGUGGCCUUCAUUCAAAGGAUCAUCGGGAACGGGAAUGCUUACGCCACAAAAGAAGGUGACGUCUAUUUUGAUAUCCAGUCCAUUGGGGAUCGAUACGGCAAGUUUGGGAUAGCUGGAGAUUCUCAAGAAGGAGCUGGUAGCGCCAGUAAAAAAGAUGUGCGGGAUUUUGCUCUGUGGAAGCGAUCAAAACCUCAAGAACCCCACUGGGAAUCUCCUUGGGGCCCCGGAAGACCGGGCUGGCAUAUCGAGUGUUCCACCGUCGCAAGCUCCGUCUUUGGGAGUCAGCUGGACAUCCACUCCGGUGGCGUGGACCUGGCCUUCCCUCACCAUGAGAAUGAGGUGGCACAGAGUGAAGCCUAUCAUCAGUGUGAGCAAUGGGCCAACUACUUUCUCCACUCGGGACAUUUACACCUCAAAGGCAGUGCAGAGAAAAUGUCCAAAUCGCUGAAGAACUACAUCACCAUUAAGGACUUCCUGCGAUCUCACUCCGCCAAUGAGUUCCGUAUGUUCUGCCUCUUGACCAAAUACAGAUCAGCGAUAGACUACAGUGACAGCAGCAUGUCGGAGGCUCGGAGCUCCUUAGCAAGCAUCUCCACCUACUACAAUGACGCUCAGGCCUACGUCAAGGGUCAGCUGCAGUGUUUGCCGGUGCAGGACGUGUUACUCUGGGAGAGGUUGGCUCAGACAAAGGCAAAUGUGACGGCGGCUCUGGCCGAUGACUUCGACACCCCGAGAGCCAUGAAUGCCAUCAUGGAUUUGGUGUAUCAGGGAAACUGCCAGCUGCAGCCCGUUUCCACGACUGCGGGAGCAAGCAGAAGUCCGGCAGUGUUUGGAGCCAUGGCGGCCUAUAUAAGAGACAUCUUGGACGUGUUUGGGAUUGACUCGUUGCAUGACAAGGAUGCGGAGUCAAUGAACCAGUCAGGAAGCCUCCCGGCCGUUGUUGAGCAGCUGACUCAGUUCCGAAGCGAAGUCAGAGCGUUCGCCCUCACCCGUCAGUCAACAACUCCCGGGAAGCUUCAAGAAGCACUUUAUCCAGACCGAAUCCCGCUCCUUCAAGCUAGUGACCAACUGAGAAAGAACCUUGCACCUCUUGGCGUGCUUAUAAAAGAUCGAGGAGCCACCUCCACGUGGGAGCUAACGAAAAGAGCAUCGGAAAUCACUGAUGGCAUGAAACCUAGCAUACGAAAAACAAGUCAUGAAUGAAUGAUUUCGAGGGGAUUUGGAAUUAGAGAAAGAAACCCGUUUAUUUGA